AUGUGUGGCUGUACGCACAGUGCCCAGAACCAAGCACUCCAUUUAGAAGGGGAGCCAAAUGCUUCUGCAGCACCAACAACCACUUCAGAACCUAAGAAAAUGUCCAAAAGUAUUCCAAUAUGCAAACAGCUGGCUUCAAUAAAAGCUCUGGGGAAAGGCUCAGAUCUGGAGAAAUCCAUGGCCACUGCAGCUCUAAUUUUCAGAAACUCUUCUGACACUGAUGGUAAACUUGGAAAAACAACUGCCAAACAUCUGCUGCAAACCCAGUUUAAGAAUUUCACAGAGGGGCAAGAAACCAAACCAAAAUAUAAAGACCUCCUUUCUGAACUGGAUGAGAACACAGAAAAUAAACUUGAUUUUGAGGAUUUCAUGAUCUUACUCUUAAGUAUCACUGUAAUGUCAGAUUUACUACAAAAUAUAUGGAGUGUAAAAAACAUAAAGUAAACAUCUUCAGGUAUAAAAUUAGGCAAAAUAAUGGUGAAAAUUAAA
Messenger RNA from Erinaceus europaeus (western European hedgehog), 489 nucleotides. RefSeq names its product sentan, cilia apical structure protein (gene SNTN). The transcript has 4 exons. The record is from RefSeq and is a predicted model, not a curated record. Gene Ontology annotation, molecular function: transition metal ion binding. NCBI's taxonomy places the organism in Eukaryota, Metazoa, Chordata, Mammalia, Eulipotyphla, Erinaceidae. The coding region runs from base 1 to 444 and encodes 147 amino acids.